AAUAAGAAUAUUCGCAGUCUUUAGGCGUGCAUUUGAGAGACAAAGGUCAUGUUAGUAGUCAAAACUAGUCAAAAUAAUAGCCAUUAUAGUCACAAAUUACAAAUUUUAAAUAUUUUAUCAAAAUAUAAAUUUAAGGGUAAUCUACAAGCGAUAAUCUAAAUUCAUUUUUAAAAUAAUAUUGACACUGUACCGUAAAUUUAACUACUAUUUAGGUAGGUAUCUAAAUAUUAUUAUUUUUAUUCUUGAACAAUGUUUUUGUUUUUUCAAACACAUUUACUUGUAGGUAUUUAUUAAAACUCAACUGACGACCAGUUUAGAAACGACUCCUAAUCGUUGGUUAAUACUAGUACACUGGGCGCAAUAAUUCGUGUACCUACCUAUAAUAUAUAGAGCAGCUGAAUACUGUUAAAACUUCGGGCGCAACUCUUGGUUAACGUUUUGGGGUUUUCCGUUCUCAGGAUGUCUUUCGAGGAUUUCGCCAGGCAUUUCACGCAGCUGGACAUCGUGCACGUCAGCCCGGACGACUGGAUGACCGAACCGGCGUUGCAUUCGAAGCAGCCGUGGCGGGCAGUGCUGGCGAGGAGACGGUGGAGGAGCGGAUAUAACGCAGGCGGUGGUCCCGGACACCCGGAAACGACGGCCAUGAAUCCCCAGUUACACAUCGGCAUACCCAGGACUUCGGGCAACAAGUGCCACGUGGUCGUGUCCGUCGUGCAGCAAUACGAAACCGAUCCGGAAGCCAAAGGGGCACGGCCCUUGUUCGCUAUUGGUUUUGCGGUCUACGAAGUGCCUCAUUCUACUUCCAGGUUGACACCGCUGUUCGUGGCACAACAGCAACCGCUGGAUGUGACCAACCAUUCCGUGGCGAGAGAAGUGGUGACGUUCUUCACGUUACCUCCUGGCGAUUACAUUGUCGUCCGGCAAACGAACGUGACCAACUGCGACGCCAAGUUUUUACUGCGAAUAUUGACAGACGAACAGAGUAACAUAUGGGAGGUGAACGACGAUAACAUGGUGUUCAAAAAUAUCUCCGCCGAGUUUCUGGAAGACACUGUGAUAUUACCGGACGGAAAGCCACUCUUGACUAAGCUCAUGGUCAAAUAUCCCCCGGAACUGGACGUGACCCAGUUGCAAAAGAUUCUGCGUGCGCACUGGAAGGCGUAUCUGGCGGAGAAACCCAGUCUGGAGCUCUGCAAGAGCCUGAUAAUGUUGAGAGACGUCAACAUUAGUGGUCGUAUCAACAUGCUGGACAUACCCGUGCUGAUGCACAUGUUGCAGUUCUGGAAGAUAGCGUUCCAAAAGUUCGAAAAGGGUGUGAACCCCACAAAGACGUCCAGCUACAACCUUAGACCUCUGCUUUGGGAAGCCGGCAGCACUGUCAGCAACAAAGUGCUCGAAUGUCUGGUACUGAGAUUUGCCAAGAGUCGAGUCCUGACUUCGGAGUGUUUCAUAAUGGCCAUGGUCCGACUGCACUUGGCUCAUGAACGGUAUCACAGCUUAGACACGAAAAUGAGCAAGGGCAACCCAUUGUCGUUAGAAGAGUUGAUCUUGAUGACUAUCUACUCAUGAUUUCGGGCCCAUCGACACGUACCAAAGAUGAAAGAUAGUGCCAGUCAUUAAGUGAUAUUAUAUUACGUUAAAGCCACAUGAUACGUCCAACCCGUACGGUUCUAAUUAUUAUUAUUAUAUUAUUAUUAUUAUUAUUAUUAUUAUUAUUAUUAUUAUAAUCAUAAAUAUUUUUGAUUUCUAGUUUUUAUAUAAUCAUAAUCAAAUCAGGCAUUAUAACACGUAGUAAUUUUUAAUAUAGGUAUUCCACCUGUUUCAUAUAUUAUCUUAUAAUGUAUAUUUGUUAUUUUAUUUAAACAAUGUUUGUACGCGUAAUCGAAUCGAUAACCCCAAACUGCUGGCCAAAGCAAAUAAUUUAUUUUUGUAAUUAUUUUUAGUAUAAUAAACUUUGUUAUGUUAUUUUAUUCCAAAUAUUGUUGUGUUAUAAAAAUAUUUAAUUUGUGAACGAUCAAUGUAUCUAUACGUAGUAUACUAAAAUAGGAAAUAAAUAGUCAAGCAACGGAGAAAUAAGAGACUACAAAGAAUUCACCGUAGUUAAAAAAAUGCAUUUAUUUUUCAAUUUCUACUUUCUAAUAUCCAACG
Messenger RNA from Metopolophium dirhodum (rose-grain aphid), 2148 nucleotides. RefSeq names its product calpain-3-like. Gene Ontology annotation, biological process: proteolysis. Bases 460 to 1569 code for a protein of 369 amino acids. Gene Ontology annotation, cellular component: cytoplasm. Gene Ontology annotation, molecular function: calcium-dependent cysteine-type endopeptidase activity. The record is from RefSeq and is a predicted model, not a curated record. Lineage: Eukaryota; Metazoa; Arthropoda; Insecta; Hemiptera; Aphididae. The transcript is spliced from 7 exons.